GCGCGUGACUCUGCCCGUGUGUGUGCCACUGCAAAGCGGUGCGAUGUCAGUCAGUGUUUUAACUAAUUAACAAAGAUGUAUUCAUUAGUAUACUGAAAAUUAGUAUUUUAUUUUGUUGAAAUGGGUACAGUGUGUAGAGAGGUCGUGACCUUACAGCUGGGACACUAUUCAAACUUUGUUGGAACACAUUGGUGGAAUUUACAGGAUGCGUCGCUGGUUUACGAUCCUGACUCGGCGGCGCCCCCUACUGAGCUGCACAGUGACGUGCUCUUCCGGGAGGGCUUCACUCUCGGGGGCCACAUUACGUACACGCCACGCCUGAUUGCCAUGGACCUCAAGGGUAGCCUUCAGACCUUGAAGCAGGAAGGCAGUUUGUAUGAUUUCGGGAAAGAGACCAGUACCUUCACGUGGGAGGGAGAGUUGGUAACCUAUAAAGAAAGCCCUCCAGCAAAGAAUGCUUUUCUUCAGGAUCUGGAUAAACUGGCUGAUGGUGAUAUACUGGCUGAAGCUGACUUCCCAUCUCAGCCAUCUCAACACCCAGAGGCUGUUACUAUGGAAACAGUGAACAGCACUGUGGCCCGCAUUCAGAAGGGGUACCAACUAGAAGGCACUGUGAGGGUGUGGUCUGACUUCCUGCGAAUUUAUUUUCACCCUCGCUCCAUCUCAGUCAUCAACCAGUACAACCACGAUGGGGAGUCCCAGCGUUUGGAAGCAUUUGGCCAGGGAGAGACUCUUCUGCAGGGUUCCGUGCUGGAGGAGCUGGAGGACAAACUGCACUUCUUUGUGGAGGAGUGUGACUACUUGCAGGGAUUUCAAGUGCUUUGUGACCUCGCUGAUGGCUUUUCAGGCUUAGGGUCCAAGGUGACGGAGAUGUUACGUGACUCGUAUGGAGGUCGAGGGAUCCUUACAUGGGGAAUGGCCCCUGUUGCUCACUCAGAUUCGAACCCGAUGAGAGAUGUGUACCAUAUGAUGAACUGUGCCUUGGGAACCAUUAGUCUGGCCAGUCACAGCUCUUUCUUUUGCCCUUUAACUCUUAGAGGUGGGCUGGGCAGACGUCCAUCGCCCCCCACCUUUUUCUCUCACCUUCACUAUGACCCCAUGCAAUGGUACCACUCUAGUGCGGUGCUAGCCCUGGCUCUGGACUCACUCACUGUGCCCUACAGGCUACGCCACAACAGCGUGCCCAUGUGGCAAGUUGCAGAUGCGCUUGUCGUGUCAGGAAGGAAGGUGGUGGCUGCUUAUGGAGCCAUUCCAUUUCCCAUGAUGCAAGGCACUUCCCUUCCCGAUACUCUGGACAGCUUCAGAGAUAAGUUGCCAUGGAAACCUCUAUCAGCUUGUCCUGAGCUAAACGAUGGGCGCUGCUUUGGCCAAUGGGUCACACUUCGUGGCCUUAGUGGCCAGAGCCUUGUGAGUUCUCGAGUUCCUGGGACAGAACCACCCAGCCCUUUACACAGUGCCUGCAGUGGUGAAGAAGUCCUCGCCUCGUACAUUACAGCCCAUUACCCUGGUAGUCCACUUGCAGUGCAGUUGGUGUCCAACCCAAGUAAAGUGACCCCUCCCUUCCCACAGUUUUUCCACCAGUCUUUGGGCCCACAGGGGCUUCUAGAGAGUCGUACCCUUCACCCUCAGUCUGCUGUUACCUGCGUCCCUGUACUCUCCUCCUUGCAGUCUUCUCCAGCCCUGGGACCCUGGCUGCAUGAGAUGCAGCAAGGAGUAAGUGUGUUGGACCCCCGGCGGGUAGCACCCAGCUUCCUGUCCCAGGGUCCUGAACUGGAGGAGUUUCAGGAGGCUCUGGAGCAGCUGCGUACCCUGGCGCACUGUUACAGUGAUAACAACCAUGGACUCUCCUCUUCAGAUGAUGACGAUGAUGGUGACUGACACUUUCCCUGUCUCUCUUUAUGGAAUAAUAACAUAAGAAACAUAGAGAAAUGAAGAAUGAAAGUACCAUCUGAAGGGAAUGACAAAAGAACAAAAAGAAAAAAGAGCAAAGCCAAAGGACUUUGCAUAGUGAAGAAUGACAAUUAUGGAAUAUAAUGGACUUCCUUGGGAAGCAGUAACAGUAUUAAAGUAUUCUUAACCCAUGCACAUAUGUACAUAUAAGCUGUUAAAUUACUAGAGUAUUUUUACUGAUUUGUUUUAUUUUUGACAGUGAUUUCUUUCAUGAUAGCCAACAAAAAAAGGGAUGCCCUUCCUCUAGGGAAACAUGGAUCAUUGGACUUAAUGUUCUCAGGGGGUUGCAGGUGUCGGUGAGCUGUCUUGUAUAUGUAUGAAAAUAAUCUAAAUCACUCUUUUUUUUGUUGUCCUCUUGUUUCACUAUUUGAAGUGUAACUCAGACUGUAACUCCAAUGUGCUCAUGACAUUAAAAUACUGUUUUGCUA
Molecule: messenger RNA, 2378 nt
Organism: Scleropages formosus (Asian bonytongue)
Lineage: Eukaryota; Metazoa; Chordata; Actinopteri; Osteoglossiformes; Osteoglossidae
Gene: msto1
Product: misato mitochondrial distribution and morphology regulator 1
Exons: 14
Coding region: 121-1878 (585 amino acids)
Biological process (GO): mitochondrion organization
Cellular component (GO): cytoplasm; mitochondrion
Source: RefSeq, a predicted model, not a curated record